AUGGACCGUACUCCUACCUCUUUCCCAUCGUCACCCUCGGGUCGCUCGGUAUCGAUCAGUCAUACGGCUAUGGAUGCGACAUAUGCCUCUCCUGCCCGUGCCAUUCCACAAUAUGUGGCAGAUCCGACAUCAUCUCUUGGUCUGGGGAUAUCAAACUGCGAUAUUGGAUCCUUGACGAGCCGUUCGAGCCCUCUAGCGUCCGAGUCAUACCCUUCCCCAGCACCAGAUUGGUCUGAGCAUUUGUAUCCUUCCCAGCGGCUUCUCGAUCCAGCUCUCAGCGUCGGUCAGUUUCCCACGACAACAAGCUAUGACAUCUCCGCCCCAUCAUUUGCCAUGUAUCAUGCGCAACCAGGCAUUUUGCCCCACAGCUACGGCGACCCGCUCAACACCGGAACAAGCAAUGAUAUGAUGUACUAUCCCCAGCCUUCUAUGUGGACGAACAUGUCCCAUCUUGAUGCACCGAUGUACCCAGACACCCAGUACGGAGUGAAGGAGGAACAGGGAGAAAGUUGGGGGGUGCCGUUCACAACCACAAGCACUGUUAUAGGGCCUGGGAUUGCAGCACAAAUGAGCCAAGAUACAAGCCGCAAGACACCGUCAGAAGAUCCGCAAACUCUUCCGGAUAAUGGCAGACCAGCCAAGUCUGAACCGAAUGUGGAUCGCAAACAACAACAACAACCCCAGACGGGACAGCCCGCCGAGGUAAUCGUUGAAUGGAACAAAGAACAUGACAGGAUAUCUAACGACAGACGACGCAAGGUCCCCUCUGCAAGCGGACUGCAAUGCCCCAUAUGCGACAAGGUAUUCACCCGUCGUUCAAAUUGUCACGAACACGUCAAAAGACAUGAUCCCAGUCGUAAGAAGAUGCUUCCGUGCGAUUAUUGUGGGAAGACUUUCGGGAGGAAUGGUGACCUUCGAAGACAUAAAGAUGCGGUUCGUUCCCGCUGGACUUUCCGUGGACAUGUAACUAGUUGCUGA
Molecule: messenger RNA, 978 nt
Organism: Aspergillus terreus NIH2624
Lineage: Eukaryota; Fungi; Ascomycota; Eurotiomycetes; Eurotiales; Aspergillaceae
Product: putative C2H2 finger domain protein (Ezf)
Exons: 1
Coding region: 1-978 (325 amino acids)
Cellular component (GO): nucleus
Source: RefSeq, a predicted model, not a curated record